AUGCCGGAGCCCUGGGGGGAGCAGCACCAGCCCCAGGCGGUUCCUUGGGUCACGGCGGCAGGGAACCAGCACCCCCCGGGUGCCAGCGCAGCCCUGACCCAGGGCUCCGGGGAGGGCUUCUCCGUCUGCCAGGACGUGAAGGACUUUGCUCCUGAGCAGCUGUCGGUGAAGAUGGUGGGCAGGAAGGUGGUGCUGGUGGGGCAGAAGGAGACACAGAGCACAGACGAGAAGGGCUCCUUCUCCUACAAGUACGAGGUGCUGAAGCGGGAGUGGGACGUGCCCGAGGAGGUGGAUGCCGAGGCGCUGACAUGCUCCCUGUCCAAGGAGGGGCAGCUCCGCAUCGAGGCCCCCAGGCUGGCCCUGCCGGCUGCGCCGGAGAGGAACGUGCCCAUCCAGGUCAGCCCUGCAGCACCACAGCCCGGACCAGCCUCUGAGGAUGGAGCCACCCACAAAGCCCAGGUGUAACGGGAGGGGAAGCGAUGGCCCGCGGCAGGACCGGAGAAGAUAGCAGCAAGUCUUGGGUUUUAGCCCAGACAAGCUCCAUCACCAAUGAUGUUAUUUUUUUCACUAUACUGGAAUGUUUUUGUAUCCAAUAAAAAUACUUUUGCAUAG
This is a messenger RNA of Aptenodytes forsteri (emperor penguin), 612 nucleotides long. Its product is annotated as heat shock protein 30C. Lineage: Eukaryota; Metazoa; Chordata; Aves; Sphenisciformes; Spheniscidae. Gene Ontology annotation, biological process: response to heat; protein refolding. The coding region runs from base 1 to 465 and encodes 154 amino acids. Gene Ontology annotation, molecular function: protein folding chaperone. The transcript has 4 exons. The record is from RefSeq and is a predicted model, not a curated record.